This is a messenger RNA of Nerophis lumbriciformis (worm pipefish), 696 nucleotides long. The record is from RefSeq and is a predicted model, not a curated record. NCBI's taxonomy places the organism in Eukaryota, Metazoa, Chordata, Actinopteri, Syngnathiformes, Syngnathidae.
AUGCCUGGCGAAGCAACAGAAACUGUCCCUGUCACCGAGCAGGAGAUGCAGCAGCCACAAGUGGAGACGGGUUCUGGUACGGAGUCGGAGAGUGACGAUUCGGUCCCUGAAUUGGAGGAACAGGACUCUGCACAGACACAGACACAGCAAGCACAGGUUGCUGCCGCUGCUGAACUAGAUGAGGAACCAGUCAGUAAAGCCAAACAAAGCCGAAGUGAAAAGAAAGCACGAAAGGCAAUGUCAAAGCUCGGCCUGAGGCAGGUCACAGGCGUCACCAGAGUCACAAUUCGCAAGUCCAAGAACAUAUUGUUUGUCAUUACCAAACCAGACGUCUACAAGAGCCCGGCAUCAGACACAUACAUAGUGUUCGGUGAAGCUAAGAUCGAAGAUCUCUCACAGCAAGCCCAGCUUGCCGCUGCAGAAAAAUUCAAAGUUCAGGGAGAAGCCGUAUCAAAUGUUCAAGAAAACACACAGACGCCAACAGUACAGGAGGAGAGCGAAGAGGAAGAGGUUGAUGAGACUGGGGUUGAAGUCAAGGACAUUGAGCUCGUUAUGUCACAAGCCAAUGUGUCACGGGCAAAGGCUGUGCGUGCUCUGAAAAAUAACAACAAUGACAUCGUCAACGCAAUUAUGGUAAGUUCUUUGGCGCUUUCUCUGUUGUUUAACUUGACGAAGCCAUGUCAGAUGGUUUGCUGA